Messenger RNA from Symbiodinium necroappetens, 940 nucleotides. Lineage: Eukaryota; Dinophyceae; Suessiales; Symbiodiniaceae. The record is from the annotation of a GenBank genome assembly.
UGACAAUGAGGCCAACUAUGCCACGAAACUCAUCACUCAGUUCGGUGGCAAGGAGAAGUGGGAAGGCUACUCCUUCUACACCUGGGAGUCUGCCAUCGAGAAGUGCGUCACUGUUGGCUAUUCCAUGAGCACGCAACCCGUUUUGGCCUUCGUGGGCGGUUUGGAGUUUGACCUUCUGCCAGCUCCCUUGGCAGACCUGGAGACCACGGUCUGCUGGCCCGACAAGCAGCCAAGUGGAGUGGAUCUCAGCGUCCUGCGGACCGUCAUCAAGUCCUCCGGAGUCCAGCUCUUCAGUCGCACCAUGCGCCUCACGAAGCGCUUCGGCACCGGCACGGACUUCACCGACGCCAACAUCCACACGGCCCACGAAACGUGGAGAAACCCUUUGGGGAAGGCCACGGGCACCCACGGCGCGGAGGACGACAGCUCCUUGCAGCCCAUGGACCGCACCGUGCAACCUGCACAGCUGGCGCAGGAAUCAACAGAAGAGGAGGGAGACUUCAGUAGCUUCAGGUGGUCCGAGGACGAGCUGCAGGUGGCUUCGAUGCUCUAUGACAGCUACCUGAACACGAAUCUGUCGGAGCACCUCCGUGAUGCCAAGGCCAGGGAACAUUUGGACCUCAUGCAGACGAACGGGGACUUCGAGCUCUUCAGCUUCAGAAAUCCGGGUUUGGUCUCCUUCAACAUCAAGGGCGUCUUGACCGCCACUGAUGACUUGCAGCUGCUCAUGCAAGUAAGCUUCGGGCCUUUCACCUCGCCACUCAAGCGCGUCACCUUGGUGAACAUCGUGAAUCAGUUUACUUCGGUGCUGACGUCUUUGCCCUUCGUGUCCGUGAACAGCCGGCUGAAGGCCAUCGAGGCUCUGCGCGGCUCCACUAAGUCAGCGGAGAGUCAGCAACUCCUGCCCCGAGUUCCGGAGGAGAAGCGGGUUUUGGUUUAG